This is a messenger RNA of Aspergillus affinis, 2304 nucleotides long. Its product is annotated as PHD finger domain protein. NCBI's taxonomy places the organism in Eukaryota, Fungi, Ascomycota, Eurotiomycetes, Eurotiales, Aspergillaceae. The record is from RefSeq and is a predicted model, not a curated record. The coding region runs from base 1 to 2304 and encodes 767 amino acids. The transcript is spliced from 2 exons.
AUGAUGCUAACGGAGCUUCCGCUCAUGUUUAGCUUCAGCUAUCCAAACGGUGAACCUCAGACCCCGACGAGGACCCCCCCGACAAACGUCUUUGGCGAUUCCGCUUUCCAAACCCCCAAACUCGAAUCCAGUUUCUUCGAUCCCCGGGUCACUUGGGAUACCUCCGAUCCGUAUGCCUCCAGCCCGGAAUUCCUCAAAACGCCCCAAAGAUUUGGGUUGAGCACCCAUGUGAAUAACGGCAACACCAAUUCCCUACGGUUACCGGAGACAAGCCCAGAUCGAACUGCCGGUCAGGAGGCCCCCGGUUUGCGGAGUGCAAAAGCAGGAGAUCACCAGAGCGAUACGGCUAAACGGAUUCGUGCGUCGAGACCCAAUGGCAACGCAGGGGAAGAUGCACCUCGGACGGUGGACUCGGCCAAGUCUGCCGCCUCAAUGCAGACCCCUCCGCCGAGUAGCGCUUCGAGGAGAAAGGUAGCGGAAUUUGGAAGCCUCAACGAGACGGGCCGGCGAAUGUCCGGUUCCAGUGCCGUGGGUGACCAUCUGGAGACGCCCAGCCGGAUGAUGGGUGCUUCCCCGCGGCUGUUCGGAGACCUUCAAACUUCUCCGGACCCUUUCCAGCUGGGUUCGAUCGACCCAUCGGCGUCGCCUUUCUUCCCCCAGCAGCGACUCUUUUGGGAAAAUGACUUGGGCCAACACGGAGGCGGUAUGGGCCUGUCGGGGGACGAUACCAACCUGUUCACUUCACACCUGCCGAGUGCAUUUAAUGUGAAUCAAAACCCCUUGCACGACUCCCACAUCCCCCAAUUGCCCUCCAUUGAAAGCAACUUGGAGCUGCCCGAGUUUAACGGCAAUGCCUACGGCCUCUCCUCGGGAACCGAUGCCGCCCUUUUUCCCGCCCCUUUUUCGACCUCCCCUCGACGGCCAGUGGCCAAGGCGGAGGAUCCGGCCAUGUUCCUCAGCUCCCCUGCCCGCCGUUUUGGCGGCCCUCAGCCAACUCCCGAUAAGCGACUAUUCUCCCGGCCCACGACCCGUCAGCCGUACCACCAUCAGACCGAAGAAUCCAAACGAGAAGAGCUGCGUCGGGCUCAGAGUGUGAACUGUCAGCUCCCCGGAUACGACGAGGAUGACGACGACGAGGACGGCUUCACCCCUCGACAGACACGGCCCUCGUUGACUCGCAGCCUGACGCAUACGGCCGUGACAAGCUCUUCCCAGCGUCCGGGAAUCGGCGGCGGGAUGAGCUCUGCCAACGGUAUUCGCAAAAGCCCCUCCAAGGGCCGUUCUUCCCCCACCAAGCCUUUGCGGCAACCAUUGUCCCGGGCUGCCUCGGCGACUGCCACCGUGCUUCCCAGGCGGUCCCAAUCCGUGGUUCUGAAGAUCGGCCGGGAUGGCAGAGCCAAGGCGGAGAUGCAGACCGUUGCUGAAACGCCCACCGGCUUGACAGACCCCGUUAUGGGAAUGGACCUGAACGGCUCCGCAACCGAAAGCGAGUAUGACUCGCCGGAAUAUGCCGAGUAUCCAACCUUCCCCAGCCGGAAUCUGUCGUUCACCUUCUCGGAUGCGGGGAGAUCCAUGCUGGCCCGCAGCGACUCGGGCUCGCGUCCCCAAUCCAAGGGGUCGUACAGCUCCACGGCGGCAUCUUCCCAAUCAGGACGCAUGUCUCCUUGGGGCGGGGCCUCCCAACCGAUAUCAAGAAGGCCGCAGUACAGGCAGAUCGGCGAGGACUGGAAUCGGACGCCAAAGCGGCAGUCCAUGAUUCACUCUGAUCUGUCUUACCGUAGCGCCAGUUCCGUGUCGAGGCCUCCACCGGAACCGGAGGACGAUAGCGGCGAUGCGCAGCAUGCCCUGCGAAAAGUGCUUCAGGACCGGGGCCGUAUUCCUCGACCUCACACCGUGGGCUACGGCUCACGGUCCAGCAAUUCGUCCCGAUCUUUGGCACACCUUCGAUCGUCACCACCGCGGUUUGGAGUUGAACUCGAUCUCAACGGCCGCGACCCCAACACGUCGCCCACGACCAUGACGGAUCCAGACCUGGCCACGCCCAGUACCGACCGAUACAGCAAUCCCAGCAACGGGACUCGGUGUGUUUGCAAUUCGAUGGACAACGGCGGCCACUUGAUGAUUCAAUGCCACUGGCUACACACCAAAUGUGUGGGACUGGAGCGAUCCCACUUGCCGUCGGUGUAUGUGUGCAUCUUCUGCGCGCAGACUCCUACCCGUCGCAACCGCACCCGCACGCCUCUCGGCAGCCUUGGACUGGCGCCUACGUCGCCAUUGGCACACAAGUCCUAUCGCUUCCGAUGA